CAGGAUGAUGCCAAGGCGUUUCUAAGAGGCUUAUCGUCAGUUCGCCGGGCUAUGGUAUUUCGAAGAAGUCGCAAACUAUGCUGCGUGUUGGUGGCUGCAUUAGGAACAGUGAUGUGUAUGUAUGCUCUACAGCUGCACAGGACCUGUGCACCGUCGACCCGAAACGUGACCCUCAACGAGAGCAGCGCAAGCUGCAACACCACCAAUUUCUGGAAUCCAGAGGAGAUACUGCGAAACGGUUACGAGGAGCUGCCAUUCCCAGUGGAAGACACAGGUCAUCUUCCAGAUGCCCACUACACGGCCUCGGCUUGCAGGAAAAAGCCAAGGUACCUGUUUUUUAUUCACACGGCACCAGGACACUUUCGUCACCGAGCGAUCAUACGCGGGUGCUUGAAAAACGGGACCUUUUCCUCGUACUACCGCUGGACGACCGUGUUUUUCGUCGGGCUGUCUUCAGACAACGACACCGCAAAGCAAGUGGAAGAAGAGGCGUCCCAACAUGGCGACGUCGUGGUGUUACCCUACAGAGACGCCUACAGAAACCUCACCUACAAAUUCGUCUACGGCAUGAAAUGGGUUAUCGAGAACUGUCCGGCGGUGGAGUACAUUCUAAAGAUGGACGACGACAUGGCGGCAAACAUUUCAAUGCUAAUGAAUUAUCUUAGUACACGUCCCCAAGCACAAAAACCGGAAUGUCAUUGUUUAGUGUACGAGAACGUGACAGUCAUAAGGGACGUAAAAUCCAAGUGGUAUAUACCUGAAAAGAUUUAUCCCAACAAGACGUUUCCGCGAUACUGUGCCGGUGGUGCGGCUUUCUUUAAUGCGAGCGCUCUACGAUCACUCUACAACGCCUCGUUUUCUCUUCCUUUCCAUCCUAUUGACGAUGUCUACGUUACCGGCGACGGGUUUCUAAAGACUGGCGUUCAACUAGUUGAUAUUAAAAAGUUAGUUGCAUACGAGGGAAACGACUGGUGGGGAGUGACGUUGGGAAAGCGGAUGUUCAGUCACUUAGCUCAUCACGAGCUCCGUGUGUUGGCGUGGAGGCUAACCUCUGAAGGCCUUGCCAAAACUAUAAGGGCAGCGACUGUCAACAAGACAAAAAGCUGA
Messenger RNA from Ixodes scapularis (black-legged tick), 1107 nucleotides. Its product is annotated as beta-1,3-galactosyltransferase 5-like. The record is from RefSeq and is a predicted model, not a curated record. The annotation marks the transcript as partial. Gene Ontology annotation, molecular function: hexosyltransferase activity. Gene Ontology annotation, cellular component: membrane. NCBI's taxonomy places the organism in Eukaryota, Metazoa, Arthropoda, Arachnida, Ixodida, Ixodidae. The transcript has 2 exons.